Messenger RNA from Oncorhynchus masou masou (cherry salmon), 5186 nucleotides. RefSeq names its product solute carrier family 4 member 8 (gene slc4a8). NCBI's taxonomy places the organism in Eukaryota, Metazoa, Chordata, Actinopteri, Salmoniformes, Salmonidae. The coding region runs from base 453 to 3869 and encodes 1138 amino acids. Gene Ontology annotation, molecular function: sodium:bicarbonate symporter activity; solute:inorganic anion antiporter activity; monoatomic anion transmembrane transporter activity. Gene Ontology annotation, biological process: transmembrane transport; monoatomic anion transport; regulation of intracellular pH. Gene Ontology annotation, cellular component: plasma membrane. The record is from RefSeq and is a predicted model, not a curated record. The transcript is spliced from 23 exons.
UGGAUACAUAGGCUACUUUGUUACCCCCUGAAUGUGCAACUUGAAACGGGACUUUAUCUUGACAUCAGUUCGGUGGCAACAGCAAUGCGUCGCAGUCUUUCUGCUGCCUUCUCAUAAUUGGCUGAACAAGCAGUGAUGCUCCAUCCACCGCUAACCUUGCCCGGGAUCAAAGAGGAAAGCAUGAGGAGCGCGCGCAUCAGGACGUCAAAACGCUAAUAACAGAACAGGUGGAAUUUGCAGCGUUUCUACGAUUCUCUCUCAACUGGGAACAUGUUUUCCCACACCAUGUCUGUCAGAAUUGGGAAGGAAUGUCACCAAUGAAUAUCUGUCAAAUAAUUGACUGAAAACACCGCGAGUCUCUUGUAGCCGUCUUGGCUAUCAGCUUCAGCUUCUGACUCCGUGUAUAGUAGCUCACCCGUCAACUGAAAGGACGAUACACGGACCCUACUAUCAUGCCCGCAGAAGUCAACGACCCUGAGAGCAUUUUGAGCUACCAGAGGGCAGAUGAGGAAGUAGUAGUGGACCAAGGAGGAACCAGCUCAGUCCUCAACAUCCACUAUGAGAAGGAGGAGCUAGAGGGCCACAGGACUCUGUUUUUGGGGGUGAGUAUGCCCAUGGGUAGACAGAGCCACCGCCACCACCGCCCCCAUGGCUCACGCCACCGCAAGAAGGACAGGAGGGCAGGGAACGCUACGCAGCAGGACGAGGAGGGAGAGGGGGCCUCAGCCUCUCAUGACACUCCAUCCCAGCGUGUCCAGUUCAUUCUGGGGACAGAGGAGGAUUCUGAACAUGUGGCCCACGAGCUCUUCACUGAGCUGGAUGAGAUCUGUGUCAAAGAGGGCAAGGACGCAGAGUGGAAAGAAACUGCCAGGUGGUUGAAGUUUGAGGAGGACGUGGAGGAUGGAGGAGAGAGGUGGAGUAAGCCCUAUGUGGCCACGCUGUCCCUCCACAGCCUGUUUGAGCUGCGUAGCUGCCUCAUCAACGGCAGUGUGCUGCUGGACAUGCAGGCCAACACCAUCGAGGAGAUCGCAGAUAUGGUGUUGGACCAACAAGAGGCGUCCCAUGAGCUGGACGACAGUGUGAGGCUGAAGGUAAGGGAGGCCCUGCUGAAGAGACACCACCACCAGAACGAGAAGAAGAGGUCAGGCCAUCACCAGCUCAUCCCUGACAUGGUGCGCUCAUUUGCCGAUGCUGGACGCAAGCACUCUGAACCCCACAUGGACAAGAGCGGUCCAACUGUCUCCCCCCAGCCUCCCCCCACCAACAUAGAGGUAAAAAAUGGAGCCAACCACAACAACAGCCAAGUGGACCUUAGCAAGGUGGACAUGCACUUCAUGAAGAAGAUUCCUACAGGAGCCGAGGCCUCUAACGUCCUGGUGGGAGAGCUGGACUUCCUGGAGAGACCUGUGGUGGCCUUCGUACGCCUCUCCCCUGCCGUACUGCUCACUGGCCUCACUGAGGUCCCCAUACCCACCAGGUUCAUGUUCAUCCUCCUGGGCCCAGACGGAAAGGCUCAGCAGUACCACGAGAUUGGCCGCUCCAUGGCAACCAUCAUGACUGACGAGAUUUUCCAUGAUGUGGCAUAUAAAGCUAAGGACCGCAGUGACCUGCUGGCUGGUAUAGAUGAGUUUCUGGAUCAGGUAACCGUUCUGCCCCCCGGGGAGUGGGACCCAUCCAUCCGCAUCGAGCCCCCCAAGAGUGUCCCCUCUCAGGAGAAGCGGAAAAUUCCAGGGAUGCCCAACGGUACGACCUGCCCUGUGGAAGAGGAGUUUCACGCAGAACAUCAUGGUCCUGAGCUCCAGAGAACAGGAAGAUUGUUUGGGGGUCUGAUCCUGGACAUUAAGCGGAAGGCUCCGUUCUAUCUGAGUGACUACAAAGAUGGGUUGAGUCUUCAGUGUGUUGCCUCCUUCCUCUUCCUCUACUGCGCCUGCAUGUCCCCAGUCAUCACCUUCGGAGGCCUGCUGGGGGAGGCUACGGAGGGACGCAUUAGUGCCAUUGAGUCUCUGCUGGGAGCAUCCAUGACAGGAGUGGCCUACUCUCUGUUUGCUGGUCAGCCUCUCACCAUCCUGGGUAGCACAGGCCCUGUCCUCGUCUUUGAGAAGAUCCUCUUCAAGUUCUGCAAGGACUAUGACCUGUCCUACCUGUCUCUGAGGACCUGUAUCGGCCUGUGGACGGCCUUCCUGUGUCUCGUCCUGGUGGCCACAGAUGCCAGCUCCCUGGUCUGCUACAUCACCCGCUUCACAGAAGAAGCCUUUGCUUCCCUUAUCUGCAUCAUCUUCAUUUACGAGGCUCUGGAGAAGCUCAUCCACCUGGGGGAACACUACCCCAUCAACACCCACAGCGACCUGGACAAGCUCACACUGGCAUACUGUCGGUGUGCAGAGCCUGAUAACCCCAGUAAUACAACCCUGGAGCUAUGGAGUCAGAAAAACAUCACUGCUUCUGCUGUGCCUUGGGCCAACCUUACUGUCAAGGAGUGCAUAGAUCUGCAAGGCCACUUUGUGGGUACAGCUUGUGGACACCAUGGCCCCUACACCCCUGACGUACUCUUCUGGUCAGCCAUCCUCUUCUUCGCCACUGUCUUCAUGUCAGCGUUCCUCAAAGAGUGUAAGACCAGCCGAUAUUUCCCCACCAGGGUGCGGUCCAUGAUCAGUGACUUUGCGGUCUUUAUCACCAUUGUAUUUAUGGUCAUGCUUGACUUCCUGAUUGGAAUUCCCUCGCAGAAGCUGCAGGUGCCCAGCAACUUUAAGCCCACCCGAGAUGACCGUGGUUGGUUGAUCAACCCGAUAGGUCGAAACCCGUGGUGGACAGUCCUGGCUGCCUCCAUCCCUGCUCUGCUCUGCACCAUCCUCAUCUUCAUGGACCAACAGAUCACCGCUGUCAUCAUCAACCGCAAGGAGCAUAAACUACUGAAGGGCUGUGGCUAUCACCUGGACCUGCUGAUGGUGGGGGUGAUGCUGGCUGUGUGCUCCAUUAUGGGCCUGCCCUGGUUCGUGGCAGCCACCGUGCUCUCCAUCUCCCACGUCAACAGCCUGAAACUGGAGUCAGAGAGCUCGGCCCCCGGGGAACAGCCCCGCUUCCUGGGCAUCAGAGAGCAGAGGCUCACAGGCCUGGUCAUCUUCCUACUGAUGGGCCUCUCUGUCUUCAUGACUGGGGCUCUGCAGUUCAUUCCCAUGCCUGUCCUGUAUGGAGUAUUUCUCUACAUGGGAGCCUCGUCUUUGAGGGGGAUACAGGUAAUAUCUUACAAAGCAUGCACUUCUACAGCAGAAACACAUACACACACAUUUGUUGCCAUUAUAAGUCACUGUCAUACAAUUCCAAUGUUAUCUUCUUUCAUCUCUCAGUUUUUUGACCGUCUAAAGUUAUUUGGUAUGCCAGCCAAGCACCAGCCAGACUUCAUCUACCUGAGACACGUUCCCCUGAGGAAGGUGCACCUGUUCACCAUCACCCAGCUCACCUGCCUGGCCCUGCUCUGGAUCAUUAAAACCUCCAAGGCUGCCAUUGUCUUCCCCAUGAUGGUUCUGGCUCUAGUGUUCAUCCGUAAGUUGUUGGACCUUUGCUUCACUAAGAGGGAGCUGAGUUACCUGGAUGACAUAAUGCCUGAGAGCAAGAAGAAACAACUGCAUGACGCCUCCAAGAAUGUUGACAUUGAGCAGGAUGAGGAGAUUCUGGGUACAGCAGUAGAGGAUAAGACCUCAGUCCAUAUCCCCAUGGAGAGCAGCAAGCUCCUGCAGUUCCCCAAAACACACGACCCCAGGUGUGACCCUUCUGAUAUUAACAUAUCUGAUGAGAUGUCUAAAACCACCGUAUGGAAAUCCCUCAACGCCAACCAAAAGGACAGUCGCAUGGGGGCUGCUAAGAAGGAUUGAAAUUGAAGGUCUGGAAUUUAUAGAUCAGUGAGAGUGGAACCAGAUGACUACAGAGGCUGUGAGCUACACUUCAAUAAGCCAGACCCAUAGGUCAUAGAGCAUUUCUAAUGCCCCCUUGUGUUUUGGCUCACACACAUCUUUAACCCAUACACCUCCUCUACAAUACCGGGACCCCAAGAUUCCUAACGGCUGCUCUCAUACACCCCCAACACCCACACAUUCCCUCAAACAACCACAACCAUAACAACAGUAACAACAACAACAAACCUUCAGAACAGCCUUGCUGUGUCUAUGAGAAUGCUCAUUCAAACCCAAACCAGGUUAUUUUUUAAAUCACAGUGACUCUACUAGUAUGUUAUCUUUACUUUAAAGAUUUGGUCUUUUUCUUUACUGUACCAUAAGUGUGUUUUCUAUAACGUGGUGUUCUUGUCAAAAUUAUUUUUAAAUUCUAAAGUAUAUUAUUGGAUCAAUAAUGUAGAGAUAUUUAACUUUGGACAUAAAAUCGGUGUCUGUUUUUGUGCAACGUACGAUAUGAUAAUAUUGCUAGAAGAGACCGUACUUCAGUUCAUCCAGUGAAAUCAAUCAUUUGAUUAGGCGCUAUAAUAAUCUGUUACUUUUGUGGAUAUAUCUGUGUUAUAUAUAACUGUUCAAAUUGGAAGCUCCUGUACAGAAUGUAUGUGAUCUUCUGUUUCUGUCCAUGUGUUUUACCUCAGUCGACCUCUUUGGAAUUGGGAACUCUUGUCAGGCAGUAUUGGUAGGACCUUAAGUUUUUCCAGAUCAUGUAAUCUGGGUUGUUCCUGAUCAGGUCACAUGGUCAGGAACAACACACAGCGCCUAAGUAUGGGUAACACUGUAAAAUGUUAGAAGCCAGAGGGGAGUAGCAGUGGAGCCUAGAGCAGUACAGGACCACACCUAGAAAUGACUCACCGAAAUGGCCAGAAUACACACCUUUUGACUGUGUGUGUGCAUUUCUGAGAGUUUAAUAUAUGGGCAUCCAUAAUUCAUCGGCAAAACCAAUAUGAGCAAUAAAUUAGCCCAAAUGAAUGGCCCUGUGCAGAAGAUCUACCUACCACUGAAUCUACCUACACUAAACACACUUACUGGACCUGAUUGUAGAUGUUUCAAUGACCUCCACGUUUUGAGGACAUUUAAUUUCAUUGAUAAACCUGUCCAUUUCUUCUCAAAGGUGCAUCAUUCCUCCUUACUCUACUCUCUUCUGUUGAUUACUGAUCUCAGAUCUGUAAUUAUAUUAAGGAAUGAAGGAAGGAUGUAUUUGAACAGCACCCUAAUCCAGUAAAUUGGGACCACAUCCCUUAC